CACAUUGGCGGCCAUUUUGAAUGUACGAUAAAGUCAAGGAMAAAUUAGAYCAUUUYCCAUUAAAAUUAAGACAGAUCUGCGUGGACAAAGAUAAUGUCUGAGGAUUUAGCUAAUGCUUAUGCCAUAAGACCGAACUUCAAGCAAAAGUUUAGACCCGGGGCAGUUAAAAGUAUAAUACACGAUGUUUUAAAUGAUGAAAUUGGUAACAAAAAAUAUGAUGUAGAAGAGUCAAAAACAUGGCCAAAGAUUGUCACAGAUAACUUGCUCUUGAAGUUGAAAGAGCUGGACUUGGACAGAUACAAGUUUGUAGUACAAGUUGUAAUUGGUGAACAAAGAGGGGAGGGUGUUAAUGUUGGAUGUCGAUGUUUAUGGGAUUCAGAUACUGACAACUUUGCUCAAGAUGUACUAAUGACUGACACGUUCUUCUGUGUUGCUGCGGUCUAUGGAGUGUUCUACUACUGAGCUUCACUGCUUGUAGAUAUUUUUUAAACUUUGUAAAUAAAUACUGCAUUUGAAAGAUUUCACGGAACAAUUUUGGUAUCCAGAAACUUCUAAUUCCCCUCACUCGUGUAAUGCAUGUGUCACUCAACUUUGAAUAUUAUUGUAAUAUAAUUUAUCUACUAUAGCUAUUCACUUUAUGCAUAUCAGUGCACACUAUAAUAUUGUGUAAUGAAACUGAAAACCUAUUAAAAACUAUACCACUCGGGAAAACUGAA
This is a messenger RNA of Exaiptasia diaphana, 716 nucleotides long. Its product is annotated as tctex1 domain-containing protein 2. Gene Ontology annotation, cellular component: cytoplasmic dynein complex; cytoplasm. Bases 94 to 462 code for a protein of 122 amino acids. The transcript is spliced from 5 exons. The record is from RefSeq and is a predicted model, not a curated record. NCBI's taxonomy places the organism in Eukaryota, Metazoa, Cnidaria, Anthozoa, Actiniaria, Aiptasiidae. Gene Ontology annotation, molecular function: dynein intermediate chain binding. Gene Ontology annotation, biological process: microtubule-based movement.